AUGGUACCAUUAGCACAGCAAAAUCCCAAUAUCAUGCAGAUGUUGGAGAAAUGCUUUCUGAACGGGGUAACUGUGAGCAACAGGAGCCAAGUUGGGUCACCUUUCAAAAGCAACACGCCUUCAGGGUUGCCAAAAUGGAGAGAUGUUUUGUACUCACCACUGGACAUGAGACUGCUGAAAAAACACCAGACAAUGGGAAAAGAGUAUUUACCAUCAACAGCUGUGGGUUUGAAUGUGCUUGUGUGGCUGUUUGACUCAACAACCAGAAACAAUUACAUUCGACACUUGCCAAAAGCUUGGCAUUAUAUGGAGAAUGUCAUGAAGGGGACAUUGUUCAGGGGUUACAAUGUGGUUGGAAUCAACACAUUGCCAAAUGUGAUGCCUUUACAUUUGGGAUACUUCAACCAAACAUGGCUGCACACAGCUCAGAGGAGAUAUGCAGAGGACUCAGUCAUGGGAGCAUCAACACUUUUUUCCAGAUUUCAAAAAAGGGGUUAUGCAACUGGGUACUAUGAGGAUUGGCAGUUCCCAAGAGAACAUGGUACCUUUCAAACAUGGAUGCAUAUGAGGGGUUUCAAAAAUCCUAUGGCCCUGCAUCAUUCCAGAGCAUUUUUCAUCAACAGAGGAAGAACUACUGGUGAUACAACUCCUCUUUGCAUUGGCAAUUUAUCCAUGAACAGGUACAACCAGGAGUUGGUGAAAAAUUGGUGGAGCAGUUACAAGGAUGUUCCAAAAUACUUUUUCUACCAUGGGUCCACUUACACGCAUGAAGAUGAUGAGAACUUGUCAGUGAUUGAAGAAGAAUUCCUGGACUUUCUUCACUGGGCUAAUUCACAGCUUCAACACAAUACAGUUCUUGUGUUCAUGAGUGAUCAUGGAAAUUACAGAAGCAGUCCUUUGUGGCCUUCUCUGCAAGGACAGUUGGAUAUAUCUCUUCCAAUGCUAUACAUGGUGCUGCCAGAAUCCUUGAAACAAAGAUACCCACACAGAGUGUCAAAACUUGAAGAAAAUGCUGCUGAGAGAUUGUCAACCCCACUGGACCUGCACAAAACAUUGGAGCAUUUUUUGGACUUUUCAGCUAAUAAGCAAGCCAAGGUUGGUGAGGUUACCAAAUUUGGCAGUGAGGUAAAACGCUGGGUGGACCCAAGAGGACUGAGUCUAUUUUUGGAUACCCCCAAGAAGAGGACUUGUGAUGAUGCUGGGGUUGAUGUACAUUUCUGUGCCUGUUUGGAACCACAGAGGGUCAAAAAUGUUCAAGAAGCAAAGGCUAUAGAAAAAUGCACAAAAUCAGCACUGCGAAUGAUCAACACUCAUUUAACUGAUGAGCUUGGAAGCUUGAAAGUUAAUGCCACCAUUUGUCAAAACUGGGAACUGGUGGAAGUUUCAAAUGCUUGGCUUUUGAAAGGACCUGGUGUAACCUUGAAAGAAGUGAACAGGACUGUGGUCAAAGGUCAUUUCAUGAAAGAUGACUCCCACUAUUCAAUCUCUUUUGUGGCAAACCCUGGAGCUACAAAAUUCACUGCCACUAUCCAUUACAACCUUUUCUUUGAUCGCUGCUUAACCAAGUUGGAGCAAGUUUCCAGGAGAGACAGAGCUGCUGCUGUGCUUGUGAUACUUGUGUCCAUGUCCAUGCUUGUGUCCGUGCUUAUGACCAUGCUUGUGGCCAUGUUUGUGCCCAUGCUUGUGGCCAUGUUUGUGUCCAUGUUUGUGGCCAUGCUUGUGGCCAUGUUUGUGACCAUGCUUGUGUCCAUGCUUGUGGCCAUGCUUGUGUUUGUGGUUGUGGCUAUGCCAGUGUUUGUGAUGGUGCGGAAAAUCCAAGAGGAAAAUAGACCGGUUCUCGGAUCUGCGUUUCACAGUUGGCGCACUUUUUUUGCGGACGCGCCCACAAAACUGCGUCAUUUGUCACUUGGCUUGACUUUGUUGUGGGGAACAUCUUUCCUCCUCAUAGCAUAUGGUAGUCCUUGCGAUGACGACGAAGACGUUGAAACACUUGGAGGCUUGUGCCGAUUUUUGGCAAUCGCCACGGAAUUGCAGAGUCUGUUGACCUCCGCCACAAAAUCCCGACACAUGAGUUUUCCACGGAAAGCUGAUGGCGAAACUGCGCCGAUUUUGACGACAAGCGUCACAAGGGGACGGUUUCUCGCAGAAUCGACGCUGGUUUGCAGGAAAAACGCGUUUUCUGGAGGCAAAAUUGAGAAUCGUCUCCUGCACUUUGAUGCAUUGCUGACAAGGAAAGCAGCGAUGGGUUCCACCGAAAGCAGAGCUGCCAAGAACCACUGGAACGCGUUGAAGAUGGGCUGA
Messenger RNA from Notodromas monacha, 2301 nucleotides. Lineage: Eukaryota; Metazoa; Arthropoda; Ostracoda; Podocopida; Cyprididae. The record is from the annotation of a GenBank genome assembly.